Microthlaspi erraticum is the source of this 294-nucleotide messenger RNA. Lineage: Eukaryota; Viridiplantae; Streptophyta; Magnoliopsida; Brassicales; Brassicaceae. The record is from the annotation of a GenBank genome assembly.
AUGUCCCACCACCACGCCCAAGCUAUUCACAUACACCAUCCAUCAUCACCAGACAUAAACAAGACACCUCUUUUUCCAAGGGAGAGCUAUCAAGCUGCGCCAACCAAGAUUGAAGAUAUGCUUCAAGAGUACUUGAGAAAUCAAGAAGAGAGUACAAAGAAGAUGGAGAGAAGAAUCGAUUUCAUCCAUGAGAGCCUUGGAAACAAAUCUGAAGUCCUAUUCAAGCAAGUGAUCAAGCUUGAUGAAGACAUUAAGAAGUUAAGAGAGGAUCAUGAUCGAUCUUUGACUAGUUAA